AUGGAUUCUAACCAGGCAUCCUUGAUCGGCUCUGAUUGGGGAUUUCAAAAAGAGGACCUAUCGCGUACGUUGUACCUACUAGAUUGCUACGUGCCAGCUACUAGACUGCUAGUCUAUUACCAUUCGAUGGUCGUCGCUCUAGAGGCUACCGCCGACAAGAAAUCUGUUAUCCAGAAUGAUCACAUUGCAGGACCUCUGGACAGCCUUUCUCGUCCUUUUGAGACAUUCUAA
Messenger RNA from Puccinia graminis f. sp. tritici CRL 75-36-700-3, 231 nucleotides. RefSeq lists its product as uncharacterized. The record is from RefSeq and is a predicted model, not a curated record. The coding region runs from base 1 to 231 and encodes 76 amino acids. The transcript is spliced from 2 exons. Lineage: Eukaryota; Fungi; Basidiomycota; Pucciniomycetes; Pucciniales; Pucciniaceae.